This is a messenger RNA of Lepisosteus oculatus (spotted gar), 3029 nucleotides long. It is a transcript of the gene ccnk, whose product is annotated as cyclin K. Gene Ontology annotation, cellular component: cyclin/CDK positive transcription elongation factor complex; nucleus. The record is from RefSeq and is a predicted model, not a curated record. Gene Ontology annotation, biological process: regulation of transcription by RNA polymerase II; positive regulation of DNA-templated transcription, elongation. Lineage: Eukaryota; Metazoa; Chordata; Actinopteri; Semionotiformes; Lepisosteidae. Gene Ontology annotation, molecular function: cyclin-dependent protein serine/threonine kinase activator activity.
GGGCAGCUAGGCUGAAGCGAGAGGCGCUGACCGGUCGGUGGUGUGGGAAGCAGUCCCUUCGCCUGGCCGCGCGUUGCGCUAACGAGUUAACCGAGUUAAAAACCCGGAGCUGUGCACACACAGCCCACAACGCUUUCCUCAACGACGCCCGUGUCUACUCACUCGGGGUACCCCUGUGAAACGGUCUGGCGCUCGGCGCCUCUGCACCCCGGGCGGAGCAGUGCGGGGAAGUGGGGUGCAGGCGAGGGGCUCGGGGUGUGCUGCGCUGUCCGGUUUUCAGUUUCACUUUGUGACUGCUUCUGGAAACCUGGAGAGCUCCGAUCGGCUUUCUGUGUUUAGUUGCGCGCUGUUUUCCUCGAGGGUCACGGACUGUCGGCUGCAGCACAGUGAGCUGUUUAAAAGGAUCUGCCUUGUGAGUUAUAUUAUUUUUAAUAAAUGAAGGAAAAUAAGGAGAAUUCAACUCCCGGUACGCCUGGUGCAAACCUGGACCACAUCAAGCCAUGCUGGUACUGGGACAAGAAGGACCUGGCGCACACCCCCUCCCAGUCUGAGGGGCUGGACCCAGCUACCGAGGCCCGGUACCGGCGAGAGGGAGCCCGGUUCAUAUUCGACGUGGGGACGCGCCUGGGGCUGCACUAUGACACACUGGCGACUGGGAUCAUCUAUUUUCACCGCUUCUACAUGUUCCAUUCUUUCAAACAGUUCCCUAGAUACGUCACGGGAGCCUGUUGUCUGUUUCUUGCGGGCAAAGUGGAGGAGACCCCGAAGAAGUGCAAAGACAUCAUUAAGACCGCUCGCAGCUUAUUGAAUGAUGUGCAGUUUGCACAGUUCGGAGAUGACCCAAAGGAGGAAGUCAUGGUGCUGGAAAGAAUAUUAUUACAGACCAUAAAAUUUGACUUGCAAGUGGAGCAUCCAUAUCAGUUUCUUCUUCGCUAUGCGAAACAGCUGAAAGGUGAUAAGAAUAAACUACAGAAGUUGGUGCAGAUGGCCUGGACAUUUGUCAAUGACAGUUUGUGCACCAUGUUGUCCUUGCAGUGGGAGCCGGAGAUCAUUGCAGUGGCUGUGAUGUACCUGGCAGGUCGGCUGUGCAAGUUUGAGAUCCAGGAGUGGACAUCCAAGCAGACAUACCGCAAGUGGUGGGAGCAGUUUGUGCAGGACGUUCCAGUUGAACUGCUGGAAGAUAUUUGCCACCAGAUCCUGGAUCUUUACUCCCAGGGGAAGCAGCAGAUCCCACAGCAGCCGCAGGCGCAGGAGAAGGAGAAAGUGCUGCCCCCUGUGCCGCCACAGCCCCCUGUGCCGCCGCCCCAGGCCCAGCCCCAGCCCCAGAGCUCCGGGCCCACCCCACCUGCACAGCCUCCGCCCAAGAAGGCUUCUCCGCAGGCCAGCCCGCCCCGGCAGCUCAAAAGGCAGCAUGUUGUAUCUCCAAAAGAUGAACCCAAGGCACCAGAGCAAGUUGGGUCUAAAAUCCCACGCUUGGAAACUCCAAUGCCACCUCUGCCAAGUGUACAGCCCCCACCUGAGCGGAAGCCUCCUCCCGCCGCACCCGCGCCGGCACCGGAGGCCGACUUGGCCGCCGCCAGCGACGCGGUGGAGCUGCCGAAGGCGCCGGUGCCGCCGCCGCCGCACCAGGCUCCCGUUCACCAGCCGCCGCCGCUGCCACACCGCCCGCCGCCCCCGCCGCCCUCCAGCUACAUCAUGGGCAUGUCCACGUCCAGCUCCUACAUGUCCGGCGAGGGCUACCAGAGCCUGCAGUCCAUGAUGAAGACGGAGGGGCCGUCCUACAGCACGAUGCCCCCGUCCUACGGGCCCCCAAUCCAGUACCACCCGCACGUCUACCCCCCCAACCCCCCGCCUCCUGUGCCACCCCCUCCUGCUACUUAUCCUCCCCCUAAUCUCCCCCCUCCGUCCCCCGCCUACCCGCCUCCUGGCUACAAUCACAGCUACCCGCCCCCUCCGCGGAUGCCCCCCGGCCAUGGGGUGCCACCUCCAGGGAUGCCCAUCCCCCCCACCAGCUACCCUCCGCCGCCGGGGCCCCCCGGUGGGCAGACGCAGGUGCCCCCCCCGCUGCCCCCGCCCGGCAUGCCACCCGUCUCCGGGAUGAACAGAGGAGGCUGGAUGAGAUGAGACGGGAGGACAUCGUGCCUGCCUGGUUUGGAUGACUUCCGGUGUUGCUCAGCAGGAAGUGCUGGGCUGUCAAUUGCAGAGCCGUGGCUUGACUUGGGCAAGCAGAGUGCCAGCCUCCGCGGGCUUUGCUUGUUUCACAGGUUCUGACACGGCAGGAAGAAGCAGGACACAGAACACAUCACCUGUAUUGUGGUCCCAUAGUGAUUUUUCCUCAGUGGUUAAUUAGUCACCUUAAAUUUAACGUUCAAAUUUAGUUAGGUAAAGUCUUUGAACAAUCUGUUUUCCCCACAGGAAAUGUAAUUGUCCUGGAAUUUACCUGAAAGAAAAGCAUGUUACUGCAGUUUCUCAGCUCUUAUCAGACUAAACUCCUAUGCAAAGAAUUGCCUUACUAGCUUCAGGCUGGACAAAUUCUGAUUUCACUCAAGUGGAGCUGAAUCGGGUUGUCUUUUGCCAUUUCAAUUCAAAGUUGUAUUUGAAAUUAUUGUAAAGCUAGAACUCCCACAAGACUUUUUUAAAAACUUUUCUUCAUUUCUUUGGCAUAUUCAAGAUUGUCUCCUCUGUUGAAGUAGAAAAAGUGAGUGAGCAUCUGUUUGCUGCAGUACCUUUGAGCAGCUUUUUAGUAGACAGAUGAUCUGUAAAAGAGAAAUUAAUCGAAAGAUGUUAUGUCAAUAUGUUUUAUAUGUGGUAGAGAUAAGUGGGAUUUUGAGAUCUUAGUUUUUCAUCUGUUGUUUUUCUUUUGCUCUCAUUCCAAACAUGCCCAUGUGCCAGUGUUCAGGCAGUUACAGUAGUUGCUACCCUGUGUACAUUCCUGUACAUUCCAGUCGUCUCUCCAUCUCUUCUUUGUUUUUGUUGAUAUCAGGAAAAUGGGUUUAAGAAAUUAAAAGACAUUUCUGCUUUUACACAGA